AGCAUUGGAGACCGCCUCGUAAUUUGCUUCCUUGCGGCUUUCCCACACCUGGUUAUCCUUUACUAACCAUACCUAGCCCCUUUUCUUGUCAUUAUUAUGCUUUGGGGUCCGGUUAAAAUCAGCUAAAGCUAGCUGCAUCAAGCUAGCUCCCGAUUUGAAUUCGAAUGUCGUGCAUAAGCAGCUAACCUCUCCAAAAUAUCACUUUCAAAUACACGAACCAGUGACAUGAAGUGAUGGGUUGGUGCCACUAAUGUCAGCUCGGGACUGCAGCAGACAGCACUCACCAUGAGUGGCGAGCAUACAGACAUCCUGUCAACCGCAGAGGUGGUCCGAGAUAGAUGGAGAGUGGUGAGAAAGAUAGGCGGAGGCGGCUUCGGUGAGGUCUACGAGGUCUUGGACCUGCUGAGCCAGGCGACCGUUGCCAUGAAAGUGGAGUCUGCCACCCACCCCAAACCAGUGCAGAGGACAGAGGCGGCCGUUUUGAGGAAGCUGCAGGGCAAAGAUAACGUGUGUCGCUUUGUCAGUGCCGGUCGCAACGAACGCUUCAACUAUGUGGUGAUGGAACUCCAGGGGAGGAACCUGGCAGAUCUGCGCAGAAGCAGGGCCCGUGGUACAUUCUCCGUCUCGACAACUCUGAGGCUCGGCAAGCAGAUUUUACAGGGCAUCGAAAACAUCCACUCUGUGGGCUUCCUGCACCGCGACAUUAAACCGGCUAACUUUGCAAUGGGAAGAUUAGCAAGUACCUGUAGGUGCUGCUACAUGCUGGACUUUGGUUUAGCCCGACAGUACAUGACCUCCAACCAGGAACUCCGUCCUCCUCGGUCUGUGGCCGGCUUCAGAGGAACUGUGCGAUAUGCUUCUAUCAAUACUCAUAAAAAUAAGGAAAUUGGUCGUCAUGACGAUUUAUGGUCCCUCUUCUACAUGUUGGUUGAAUUCAUGUCUGGUCAGCUCCCAUGGAGGAAAUUUAAAGACAAGGAACAAGUAGGAAAUCUAAAAGAUGCAUAUGACCAUAGCCUCAUGCUUAAUCACUUACCAUCUGAGUUUAGCGCAUUCCUUGAUCACAUCCUUAGCUUGGACUACUACACCAAGCCAGACUAUGAGAUGCUGAUGUCACUGUUUGACAGCGCUAUGAAAAGCCACAAUGUGCUGCACAAUGAUCCCUACGACUGGGAGAAAUGUGACUCAGAGGACAUGCUGACCGCUGCAGCGGCGCCGCCGACCGGCCAGGACCUCACCCGCCUCACGCCAGCACACAUGGGCAUGGCCAAUGCAUCAGUGCUGCCAGUGGAAUUGCAGAGGGAGAACACGGAGGAUGUCCUCAUGCUCGGAGAGCGCUUCAGCGACGCUGACAACUGCCCCCCUAUCCCUGCUGCUACUGUGCCUGCGAGAGGCAUAUGGGAUGAAAUGGACCGCAUUCAAAACCAGAAACAUGUUGAGCCAGUGAUCAGGAAGGUGGUGACUGAGGAAGAGCACAGUCAGAACCAGGGCAACCAAAGCCCCGCUGGCUCCGUGCAGAGCUCUCCGAGACGAGUACGAUCCGAGACCCUGUUCUUGGACCGGGCUGUGCCGCUGCUUCGGAAGAUGCGUCAGAGUCAGAGCUUGGCGUUUGAAAGGAGACUUGCACCUGAGCCCAAGCCGACUCUUGAGCGCUUCUUUGAGUCCUGUCGAGGCAAAACGCCUCCGGUCCUUUCUAACAUCGGGGAGAAAGUCUUGUCGGACGAUCAUUCUGGCACGGGUACGGCUGACCCAGAGGAUGGCGCAGUCAGCAGCGGUUUUGUCGCAGUCAACAUAAGUCCUGUGGUCCAAGAGGGAGACUCCCAGGAGUGGGUGGUGCUGGAGCUAGAGCAAGGCACCAAUUCCGUAGCCAUCAAGCCUUCAGCUGAAGCCCAGCGCGAGGACAAAGCAGUGGCCCCGAACGCUGCCGAUGGCGAGAAACACCCACCGCAGGAGGGCACGGCUGUAGCGAUCAGUCCUGUUCUGUCACACUGUUCUGUCGGGUCGUGGUUACUUGGCCACAGGAGGCUGCCAGGGAUGCUGGGGCAGAUGCCCUCGGUCAUCAUGGGACGACCCCACAUGGAUCAGUCUUCCAGCUGCACACCGCAGGCGCCUGUGCUCGAGAAGAGUGACACGAUACCUCUUGAGGGUGCGUCCAGCAAAUCCGAUGAACUCCCUGGACAACUCCUAAAGGAUGGAGGGAAAACGGAUUUGGCCCCGUCAUCGAGCCCACUUAAGGGUUCGACAACACUCCUAACAAAAGACCCAGAGAGUGAUUCUGGUCUGCCUGACUGCUCGUUAGAGCUGAACCAGCAGCCUCAAGCGGUCUGUUCACUCCUCGCUUCUUUAAGGCCAAAAGACUCUCCCUGCUCGCCAAAAAUGAGCCGUAUCCCAAUACGAGACUCCGGCACUCCCCCGGACUCUCCGGGCAGGAACCUGCACCGGGACAGGCGAAAUCGCUGGAGCAGCCCUGUACCCGGCUCGCCCACGCAUUCCCCUUCUCCAUCCCUUUCCUGCGAAAACCUGCAGGUCACUCUCCCUCGAGAACGUCUAUCCUCGGAGCGAGGGUCCAGGUCGGACUGUGGAGGGGAAGACCCUCUUUCUCUGUCCUCCUCAUCCGGCAGUAAAAGUAAGAUCCCACGACCCAUGAGCGCCACCUUUGUUCCCGAGCAGCUCAGCGGCAGACACAUGCCUCACCCACCACCUGGGAAACCGUCUGAAGGCCCCUGUGCCGACCACAGGCGGCGGCGGUUGCGAGUACGUGCCAGCAGCACCAGCGACACGGACUCUUUGUCCAAUCUGAGCCAGUUGCCGCAGGACCGCGGCGGCCAGCUCGUCAGCCCACCUCCACCUCGCCCUUGCAGCUCCUCCGUCCUGCACCGCUCGCUGAGUUGCUCACCAUCCCGCCAGGAGCCCCGCAACGGCAGGGCACCGCCUUUGGGACGCAGCCGCUCUCCGUCUAGCUUCGGCGGGUCAUCUACGCCGCCGCCUCCUCCUCCUCCUCGUCACGGCCCCCUGCAAGCCAGGUCGUCCGGGCAGAGUCCGUGGGCCCCCCCACGCUCUAUAGGAACAGGUUUGAUCCAGGAGGGUAAAGGCUCAGGGAAACUGAAACGGUGAUUAACAGAAAAGACUGAUCUGAUCGCAUGUGUAAAUACAGUAUUUGCUCAAAGGAAUAUAUACCGUAUGUAAUGUAAGAAAAACAUGUAUUUAUCUAUUUAUUUGCUACAUUAGCUUAAAUUGACCCAUGAACACUGAACAGUACCUUGAAACGCUCCAGUGAUUAUGUGCAUACACUUCAAGGAAUGUUUGAUGAAAAUGGUUGCAACCGGGGUGCAUAAUUCAAAGUGAACCAUGGCCCUCACAUCCCCUUUUUCAUGACAAAUGCUUGAAAUAAUCUUUGAAUUUGAUACCAUCCUACGGCCACAUUACAAAACGUAGGGGAAAAAAAGUGUAAUUUAGCUUCACCCAUCUAUCUCAUCUCAUCUUCUAGGACAGUCUUUCUCAACCUGUAUUAAACCAAGGCACAUAUUACUUUAGAAAAAGCUCACGGCAAACCACCAAGCAAAAAGUAUGGUCUACAUAUUGAAAUAUGAUCUCAAUUUCCUCACAAAUUGACUUGGAAAUUCACACUUGUUUAGUUGAACACAAAGCUAUGAUUGUUGUAUCAAUGGUACGAGAUGGAGUUCUGUUCUACCUUUCCAUCUAGUGGAAGAGCAUUUAAUUGUUCUGCGUGUCCUUAUGUCGCUGGCAUAGAUAGAAUACAUUUGUAGUAAAUAAAAUAACACCAGAUGAUCUCUCAGGGCGCACUACAGUAAUGUGACGCUGCACAGUAGUUGGAAUCAUUGGUUUAGGUUACCCGCGUCCAGUUGGGGCUCGCUCCUUUGGACUAGUUCCCCCAAAAUGGCUGACUUCCUGUUCAAUGUCAGCCAUGGUUUCUUGAGACAUUUUCAUGCGUGUUGUUAUGUUAGCGAUGUCCAUCCAAUUUCACGUCUGUCGUUGAAACAUGUUUGUAUAACUUACCAGGGGGCGCAAUGAAGUGAGUUUUGGGGAGUUGUGUUGGAGACUCCAAAAAAUACGUUUCAAGCACGAUACGUGCACUUGCAAAUAUUUUGAAUUUUUGGCAUGCUAUGGCUCUCCAAAAUGCAAUUUAUUCAUCUGAAGAAUAAACAGCGAUUCCGGUACGGGCCAGUAAUAAUACAAAUAUUUUAAAUUGCCAGGUUAAACACAAGAAACAACGCAUUCAACUUCACAAAACAAUCUUAGUUUACCACAUGUGUAGCGCCAUCCAAAUUGCCAUCGAUAUAAUUUUGCACAGUUUGCAGCCCUAAAGCUAGCAACAUGUCAAAGUUUUGUCCAUGUAUAUAUAUUAUAUAAGCAAAUGACAUCCAUUUUGAGGUCUAGAUCAUUGAGUGCAAGUGCAUCCAUUUUAUAGAACUUAGUGAAUUCAUGUCCCAAAAGUGUAAUGGUGGAAGACAAAACACUAAAAUAAUCCGCAAUACAGCAAAAAAAAAAAAAUAAUAAUAAUAAUAAUUACACAGCCUCCAAAUUAUGUAAACUGAUACUGUACCGCUUAUCAGUUUACAUAAUUUGGAGGCUGUGUAAUUAUUAUUAUUAUUUUGUACAGAAAAGGGAUGGAUGGAAAAAACAAAGAUUAUAUUGGAGUCCCCAAUGUUGAACGCUCCUACAUUUAAUGUCAGCAAAUUUCGCGAGAGUUCAGUUUACUACCUAAAGGAUUAAUAUUGAAAUGCUUUUUCUUCGGCCUUUUGUGAUUCCACUUUAGAAGCGAGGAAAAGAGAAUCCUAAAUGGAACUUGUUACAUCAUCAUCAAGGAUCAUUGUGUGGUGGUUAGGAAGGCUAAAAUUGUUACUUUAAAAAUCUAAUUCACUAUAGGGAACUUUUUUUUAAAGUUAGAACAAUUUGGAAGUCAAUGGAUUGUGUUCAGCUUUGGAGGUUGCACUUUUUUGGCACAUUUUGUUGACAGCUAUGGUCUGUUUUUGACUCACCAAUAAUCUUGUCGUGAAUUUCCAUAUUUGUAAGUCUAUUAUUGCUGAAUGUGGCUUUUAAUGCUUUACAUGCCAUGUCUGCCCAUGAUUAGACCAAAAUGAGAGACCUCAACUGUUGAGGUACCAUCGGUAAAGUGGUAACCAUACAUUUGCUAUAAAAUCACUUAAAAUCCAUCAGCAAAACCAGAGAAUGUCCCAUUAAGCAGGAAAACCCUGCUUAAACCUAGCCAUGAAUAGCUUUGCAUCAGCUUAUUAGAAUGUAUUUAUAAGCACUAUCAUUCUUCAGUAUUGUAAAUGUGCAUGAGUCAUUGUAUUUUUUUAUUAUUCAUUUGUACAACCAGCAUACAUAUCUGUAUUUUUACCAAGCUGCUUUUGAUCAUGAAAAUACAUCAUGUCCACAAGCAAAAAAAAAAAAAAAAGUGUUUUUAUUGACUGUCAAGACUAUUUUGGUGCAUUUAAGUGCCAUAGUAACUACAGUAAUGAUCACCAAGUGUAGUUAAUAUGACACUGGGUUUACCAGAGGAAACCGUUUUACAAAUAGAUAUGCAACUCUUGAGAACACUUUUACAAUAACUGCAAACAAAAAAGCACUUAAUUUUUGUUUUGUUCUGAUGGCAUUACUACCAUAGACCCAUUUGGUUGGUAGGCAAAUAAGACAUCAUACAUAAGUUUAAUAUUGUUUAU
This is a messenger RNA of Phyllopteryx taeniolatus (common seadragon), 5681 nucleotides long. RefSeq names its product tau tubulin kinase 2b (gene ttbk2b). Bases 286 to 3111 code for a protein of 941 amino acids. Gene Ontology annotation, biological process: peptidyl-serine phosphorylation; signal transduction; cilium assembly. The transcript is spliced from 15 exons. Gene Ontology annotation, cellular component: ciliary basal body; ciliary transition zone; cytoplasm. NCBI's taxonomy places the organism in Eukaryota, Metazoa, Chordata, Actinopteri, Syngnathiformes, Syngnathidae. Gene Ontology annotation, molecular function: ATP binding; protein serine/threonine kinase activity. The record is from RefSeq and is a predicted model, not a curated record.